Molecule: messenger RNA, 1656 nt
Organism: Nanorana parkeri
Lineage: Eukaryota; Metazoa; Chordata; Amphibia; Anura; Dicroglossidae
Gene: PGS1
Product: phosphatidylglycerophosphate synthase 1
Exons: 10
Biological process (GO): cardiolipin biosynthetic process
Cellular component (GO): mitochondrion
Molecular function (GO): CDP-diacylglycerol-glycerol-3-phosphate 3-phosphatidyltransferase activity
Source: RefSeq, a predicted model, not a curated record
GGGCUGCAGAUUCGUUAGUUUCCGGCCAAGAUGGCGGCGCCCGCUUUGCUGUGGAGGAGGCUGAGGGGACCCGGGCUUCUGGCGCUGCUGGCCCGGCUGUGUGAUCGAAACCGUGACCGGAGGGGCAGGAAUCCCUUGUUUCUUCUGGCUCCGCUUGUGGCUCCUGUGGUUCCCCCAGCCGCCACCCAGCGCCCUCCUAAUGUCGGCUGCGUCUGCCCUCGUAGCGCACACAGGUUCCAAUGGGUCGGGAGCCUGGUACCGGAAUUCGGCAUCUCCAGCUCAAGUGUGAAGAUACUUUCCACUCCAACAGAGUUCUACCAGGUCAUGAAAUCCCAGGUGAAGGCUGCUAAGAAGCGGAUAACUAUGGCGUCGCUGUACCUCGGGACCGGCCCGCUGGAGCAAGAGCUGGUGGACUGCAUAGAAGACGCGCUGUACAAUACAGAGCCGGAAGGCCUGCAAGUGUCUAUACUGCUGGACUACACCCGAGGAUCGCGGGGUAAGAAGAAUUCCCGCAGCAUGCUGCUUCCCCUGCUGCGCAAAUACCCGGAGCGAGUGCGCGUGUCCCUCUUCCAUACACCCAACCUGCGCGGCCUCCUGCGAGCACUGACGCCAGAGAGGUUCAAUGAGACCAUCGGACUGCAGCACAUAAAGGUCUAUCUGUUCGAUGACAACGUCAUCCUUAGUGGAGCGAACCUCAGCGACUCGUACUUCACCAACCGCCAGGACCGGUACAUCCUGCUGCAGGGCUGCACUCAGCUGGCCGACUUCUUCAGUGAGCUGGUGGAGGCGGUGGGAGAUGCGUCUCUGCAACUGCAGCCGGAUGAUUCCAUGGAGGUGGAGGAAGGCAUGGAGCACCCCUAUGAAGGGAACAAGAAGAAGUAUUGUGACGCUGCCAAGGAGAGAGUAAUGGACGUGAUAGAGACGGCCAGGCGCAAGCAAUGCGAGCUGCACAGCGCCAGCUUUCAGAGCGGACAGCCCGCCUUGGGGACGGAACCUCCAGACACUUGGGUCUACCCGCUGGUGCAAAUGAGGCCCUUUGGUAUCCAGAUAGACGAGCUGGUUACAGAAACGUUACUGACGGAGGCCGAGCGAGGAGACCGGCUGCAUCUGACCACCGGCUAUUUUAACCUGACUCAGGGGUACAUGGACCUAGUACUGGGCACCCGGGCCGACUACAACAUCCUGCUCGCCUCUCCGGAGGUCAAUGGCUUUUAUGGGGCUCGGGGUAUCGCAGGUGCCAUACCAUCCGCCUACGUGCACAUAGAACAUCAGUUUUACAACGAAGUCUGCCGAAAGAGACAGAACCAUCGGGUCCAGCUGCGGGAGUACUUUCGAGACCAGUGGACAUUUCAUGCUAAAGGUCUGUGGCUGUACCCGGCAGGGAAAAGCACGCCCUGCCUCACUCUCAUUGGCUCUCCGAAUUUCGGGUACAGGUCGGUCCACCGGGACCUCGGGCGCCAGCUGUGCUAAGUGACUGAAAUCCAAAUCUCUCAUAUGUUUCAGGAGCAAGAAAAUCUCUACGAGCGAUCAAGCGAAGUGACUCCUUCUACGUUCCAGCACCCGAGCCGCUAUGUCAAGCUUUGGGUCAAAUUGGUGACUCCUCUAAUAAAGAAUUUCUUCUGACGCUCUGAUAAGACGCUACUGGAUGCAAGAGCG